AUGUUGCUGUCCUGUCCAAGAGGGGUCUCAUCUGGCUUGUGGGCGGGCCGCGCAGGCGUAGAGAGCCCCAGCCGCGCCGGCUCAGGUGGACUCAGGUGAGGGGGGCGGAGUACACCUGUGGAGCCGGGCGGCCAGCGCGAGCCCCCGUGAGCGCAGUUAGCCGCCAGGUGGGGCUCAGGGCUGACUGAUAGGCUCCCGAAGGGGCGCGGGCCCGCUCGGCCUCUGUUCUCAAGAGAGGGGGAUGCGGUGACGCCCCUGAGCGACCAUGGCAGCGGCCGACGAGCUGACCUUCCACGAAUUCGAAGAAGCCACUAAUCUUCUGGCUGAGACCCCAGAUGCAGCCACCACGAGCAGAAGUGAUCAGCUGACCCCAAAGGGGCACGUGGCUGUGGCUGUGGGCUCAGGUGGCGGCUUUGGAGCCGAGGACGAGGUGGAGGAGGACAGUGACAAGGCAGCGCUCCUACAGGAGCAGCAGAAGCCACAGCCUGGAUUCUGGACCUUUGGCUACUAUCAAAGCUUCUUUGACGUGGACACCUCACAGGUCUUGGACCGGAUCAAAGGCUCGCUGCUGCCCCGGCCUGGCCACAACUUUGUCCGGCACCAUCUGCGGAAUCGGCCGGAUCUGUAUGGCCCCUUCUGGAUCUGCGCCACGCUGGCCUUCGUCCUGGCUGUCACCGGCAACCUGACACUGGUGCUGGCCCAGAGGAGGGACCCCUCCAUCCACUAUAGCCCCCAGUUCCACAAAGUGACCGUGGCUGGCAUCACCAUCUACUGCUACGCCUGGCUGGUACCGCUGGCGCUGUGGGGCUUCCUGUGGUGGCGCAAGGGCGUCCGGGAGCGCAUGGGGCCCUACACCUUCCUGGAGACUGUGAGCAUCUACGGCUACUCCCUCUUCGUCUUCAUUCCCAUGGUGGUCCUGUGGCUCAUUCCCGUGCCAUGGCUGCAGUGGCUUUUUGGGGCGCUGGCCCUGGCCCUGUCAACCGCUGGGCUGGUGUUCACCCUCUGGCCCGUCGUCCGCGAGGACACCAGGCUGGUGGCUGCGGCGCUGCUGUCCACCGUUGUGCUGCUCCACGCUCUCCUGGCCCUGGGCUGUAAGUUGUACUUCUUCCAGUCGCUGCCUCCGGAGCACCCGGCACCUGUGCCCCACGUUUCAGCUCUGCCCUCAAGCGCACCACUGCCACCCACCCUGCCGCAGUCCAGGGCCACCUCCUAAGAAGGCCCGGUCCUGCAGACAAAACCUCAGGGGACAUGUCUGUCAGCCACACCCCAACGAUGACUGAAGGCUCCCUUGACACCUCGAGACCACUCUGCUACUCUCCAGACUUUUCUUACAAAGCAAACACGUUUAUUUUCUAUGCAAA
This is a messenger RNA of Microcebus murinus (gray mouse lemur), 1361 nucleotides long. RefSeq names its product Yip1 domain family member 2 (gene YIPF2). Gene Ontology annotation, molecular function: small GTPase binding. Lineage: Eukaryota; Metazoa; Chordata; Mammalia; Primates; Cheirogaleidae. Gene Ontology annotation, biological process: vesicle-mediated transport. The record is from RefSeq and is a predicted model, not a curated record. Gene Ontology annotation, cellular component: Golgi apparatus; membrane.